Enterobius vermicularis (human pinworm) is the source of this 1008-nucleotide messenger RNA. NCBI's taxonomy places the organism in Eukaryota, Metazoa, Nematoda, Chromadorea, Rhabditida, Oxyuridae. The record is from the annotation of a GenBank genome assembly.
AUGGCCUAUCGAUCAAGAGAGCAGGAAACACCAAAGCCGGCCUUGAGUGCUGCUGACCGCUCUGCGAGAUCAGUGUUUGUUGGUAACAUCUCGUAUGAAGUUGGUGAAGAACAGCUAAAACAAGUAUUUUCUCAAGUUGGUCCAGUAGUUCAUUUAAGGUUGGUACAUGACAGGGAAACUGGUAAACCGAAAGGUUAUGGGUUUUGCGAGUAUAACGAUCCACAAACGGCUGAGAGUGCCAUAAGAAAUUUGAAUGGAUAUGAGCUUAACGGUCGUCAGUUACGCGUUGACUCUGCAGCUGGUGGUGAACGCAGCGCUGAUGAGGUUCAGCAAUUGCAGGCGGCUUUUGCUGCGCAACAGCAAGAAGUAACGAAGGCCCAGGAAAGUCCAUAUGGACCAGAAGUGGAACCUGACAAGGCGCCUGAAGCUAUAUCGAGGUCUGUAGCGUCACUGCCUCCUGAGCAAAUGUUUGAGUUAAUGAAACAGAUGAAGCAAUGUGUCCACAAUAACCCGAAUGAGGCCAGAAGCCUUCUUAUGAGCAACCCACAACUUGCUUUUGCUUUAUUACAGGCACAAGUGGUUAUGCGGAUCGUUGAUCCUCAAGUAGCUAUUGCAAUGUUACACAGAGAUGCUCCGUCAACGAACCAACCUUUCCAUCAGCAAGUUGCUGCACAGUUUCCUUCUGGUUUGUCGCUUUUUCAACGCUAUUAUGUCGCAGCUUCAUUGCCUAUCGUUCCUCCUAUUUACAAUGGUCCUGUUCGGCCGAUGAUGCCAGCUCCCGUCCAAGCUGCGGUGGUUGGAAAUUAUCCAAGACCAGCUGCGGUUGCCACAGCUCCUGUGCGGCCUGUUUCUCAACCAGCGGAACCUGAAUUAAGUGCUGAUGAUCAGCAGCAAGCUCAACUUUUGAUGCAGGUCUUGCAGUUGAGUGAAGAACAGAUAGCUUUAUUGCCUCCCGAAGAUAGAAGAAAAGUUAUUGAAUUACGUAACCAACUGAGAUCAAGUGUUUGA